UUGAACAUCCUUUUGCAUAUAUAUUGAAUAGAAUAAUUCAGCCAGGAAAACUACAGUUACUAGGAAAUUGAAUUGAGACUGAGAGAAACAAAACAAAAAACAGACAAAGAAAGACAUAGAAAAUAAAAAAAUAAAAAUACAAGAGGGAUGAGAGAGAGAGAGAGAGAAUAGGGGAGGGGGCUUGAUAACAAGCACCUUUCCAUCAAGGGUAGCAAAAUAUAAUUCUGAACCUGUCUUCUAAUUGGUGUUUAUUUUACUCAGAUUCUAAACCUUCCCUUUGAAUUUUCAGGUACAAAGUCUACAUACAUUGUCAAAUAAAUGGUACAAGCUGCACUGGGAUCAGUGCUCGGUUGGAAUAUAUUUCUCAUCAAAUAAAUAUUGACCUAUAUCCCAUUUACAACUGGUAAACUUGCCAAUCUGAGCAAGGCAUUUUGGAGCAGGGCACCCUUAACAACAAGGCAAUUGAACAGACUAGAACAAGAACGAGACGAGCAUCUUUCGAUUGUUUUUCAGCUCGGGAAAGCAGUCAGGUAAUCUACUCCAAUCAUGGCUGAUCAAGUCCCUCCCCUUGUAACCACAUCCUGGUUGUCUCAGCACCUGGGCACCAAGAAGAAACCCUUGAUUGUCCUUGAUGUUACCUGGAACCCACGUGGCAAAUCAGGCAACGACUUUCACCAAGAACAGCAUAUUCCUGGAAGCCUCUACUUCAAUCUUGAAGAAUGCAAAGACCAUGAAUCGCCAUUCAAGUUCACCCUUCCAAGUCCAAAUGACUUUGAUAAGUAUGUCUCCAAUUUAGGAAUUUCAAAUCAAACACAUGUCGUGAUCUACGAGAAUGAUCCUCGCUACAAGGCAAAGACUUCUGAAAGAGUGUGGUGGAUGUUCAGGUAUUUUGGACAUGACAAGGUAUCGGUUUUGGAUGGUGGUCUUGAGCAAUGGGUCAAGGAUGGCUUUUCUGUGACUUCAGACAGCACAGAGGAUCCUGUCAAAGCCACGUUCAAGUCUACAGUACAGAGGCAUCUGCUAAAGACUUAUGAUGAAGUUCUUGAAGAUCUGAAGGAAGGGUCUGUUCAGCUUGUGGACACUCGACCAUCACACUGGUUUGAUGGUUCUAAGCCUAGCUUGUGGCCAGAUCUCAGGCUCGGAACCAUCCACAGGGCAAAACACCUUACUUUUGAAGACUGCAUGGCAAAAGAUUCCACCAGAUUCAGAACUGCUGCCGAACUGCGAGAAGUCUUUGCAUCAGCGGACAUCGACCUCUCCAAGCCUGUGACUACGACCUGUAACGUGGGAGUCACUGCUUGUAUCGUAGCAAUGGCUGCUUUCCUCCAAGGGAAGGAGGAUGUGGCAGUCUUUGAUGGGUCUUGGGACGAGUUCUCCCAGAGAGCCCCCGAUGAUCUUCUCCGUAUCAACAUUUACCACAAACAGUAGCUGAAAAGAGGCUUGAUGUUUAUUAGCCAUUCAAGACCUACAAUGUAUGCCUGAUAUUAAAUUCAGCCUAACAUCUUUAAAAACCGAGGCAGUAUUACUACUGAAAUAGCAUUGUGUUCAAGGGGUGUAUCCGUACAAGAUAAUCUUCUUGAUCUUGGGAUUUUUAACCCAUUAAACAUAACGCCGCAGACACACCAACACAUCCAACUCUAAACCGACCAAUGAUAAUCCAUUCAAAAUAACAAAAAAGCUUUGAUUGGUCCGGAGUUGGCUUCUUCAGCAUGCCUGUGGCAUAUAAGACGGGGCAAAUGAUUCAGCCUCUGAGACAUUUCGGUGAUUAACUCAAUAUGCAAGAAGCACUCGCCAUGAUGGUUCACAACUUUUCUUUUAGAAUCAAGCACUUCUUUUGAGACUACAUUUGUGGUGCUCUUGGAUGUGUUUUCAAAGUCACGAAUGAAGUUCAUUAUUUUGAACAUGGUCCAAUAAUAUGACAUACCUCUGAAAUAAAGAUAGAUUGCAUCAUUUCUGUGGUAAAGUGAUUAUGUUGUCUGUUUUUCUGUGACAUAUUUAAUAAUUUUUUUAAUGGUUUAUUCGGUAAAUACCCAUGUGGUUCUUAUAAAUUCAAGUACACUUUGCUCUAGACCAUGCUCAACAACAAGAGCAGGCAUCCAGUUGAAUGUGUGUCUGACACUGUAAAUUGCAUAUCUGAGGGAUUUAUGUGCAUGAGUACCAAUUUACUACAGUGGCAUGAUAAAAAAAAUGUUAUGAAACAUAUAUAUUCAUCUCCGUGUGCACACCCAUACCAUGCUCAGAUCAGACCUAGGUCUGGGUACAUGUAGGGAGCAUUUCAUGAAAUAAAUAGGGUAGUGAUUUUCACUGGGAGGUGUACAAGCUACAGUAAACCCUCGCAUCUGAUAGGCUCAGGGCAAAA
This is a messenger RNA of Lytechinus variegatus (green sea urchin), 2359 nucleotides long. Its product is annotated as thiosulfate sulfurtransferase-like. The record is from RefSeq and is a predicted model, not a curated record. Gene Ontology annotation, biological process: transsulfuration. The transcript has 3 exons. Bases 547 to 1428 code for a protein of 293 amino acids. Gene Ontology annotation, cellular component: mitochondrion. NCBI's taxonomy places the organism in Eukaryota, Metazoa, Echinodermata, Echinoidea, Temnopleuroida, Toxopneustidae. Gene Ontology annotation, molecular function: thiosulfate-cyanide sulfurtransferase activity.